UCCUCACCCCAGGGGAAAGGACAGAGGCGGCAUCACUGGGCACAGCAGAAGGGGCCAAGUGUUCAACACACACACCAGCCAGGCUCCCGCGGGGGAUCGGAGAUGCCAGGAUGAAAAAAAGCAUGGAAAUCAAGGCGACAAACGGACAUGAAGAGCCAGUGAGAGAGCUGUGAGGGGGGGACCCGGGGGUCAGAGGGAUGGAAGCUGGGCCGACGAGGUCUCCCGCAACAUCAGGGGAGGAGGGCCCCGGACCACAGCAGGGACCCGCCCCUGAACAAGGACCUAGACCGCAGCAGGGACCUGCUUCUGCGCAGGACCCUGAAUCUCAGCAGGAAACCUCACUGGAGCAGGAACCUGCCACUGAGAAUGAACCCGUUGACCAGCAGAGCUCAGCAACUGAGCAGACACCAAUAGCACAGGUGGGAUCUGCCACUGAGCAGAUCCCCACAGCACAUCUGGGACCCCACGCUCCUGAGCAGAUCUCUAUGACCCAGCUGGAACCCCAUGCUCCUGAGCAGAUCUCCAUGACCCAGCUGGAACCCCAUGCUCCUGAGCAGAUCCCUGUAGCACAGCUAGAACCCCAUGCUCCUGAGCAGAUCCCCACAGCACAGCUGGAACCCCAUGCUCCUGAGCAGAUCCCCACAGCACAGGUGGGAUCACACGCUCCUGAGCAGACUCCUGAACAGAUCCCUGUAGCAGAGCUGGGACCCCAUGCUCCUGAGCAGACCCCUAUAGAACAGCUGGGACCUCCUGCUCCUGAGCAGACCCCUAUAGAACAGCUGGGAGCCCAUGCUCCUGAGCAGACUCCUGAACAGAUCCCUGUAGCACAGUUGGAACCACAUGCUCCUGAGCAGAUCCCUGCAGCACAAUUGGAACCCCCUGCUCCUGAGCAGAUCCCUGCAGCACAACUGGAAUCCCCUGCUCCUGAGCAGAUCCCUAUAGCACAACUGGAACCCUCUGCUCCUGAGCAGAUCCCUGCAGCACAAUUGGAACCCCAUGCUCCUGAACAGAUCCCUGCAGCACAAUUGGAACCCCCUGCUCCUGAGCAGACCCCUGCAGCACAAUUGGAACCCCCUGCUCCUGAACAGACCCCUGCAGCACAAUUGGAACCCCCUGCUCCUGAGCAGACCCCUGCAGCACAGCUAGAACCCCCUGCUCCUGAGCAGACCCCUGUAGCACAGCUAGAACCCCCUGCUCCCGAGCAGACCCCUGUAGCACAGCUGGAACCACACGUUCUUGAGCAGCCCCCUUUAUCAAAGCUGGGACCAUGUGCUUCUGAGCAGCCCCCUUUAUCAAAGCUGGGACAACAUGCCCCUGAAGAGGCUACUCCAGCAUUGCCAGGACCACAUGUUCCUGAGCAGCCCCCUUUAUCAAAGCUGGGACAACGCGCCUCUGAGCAGCCCCCCCUCGCUCCGCUGGGAUCUGCCUCGGAACAAAAGCCCUCGUUCCAGCCGGAAUCUCCAUCCCUGCCAGAAUCUGCCUUGGACAGAGGCACGUGCCUCACGCCACCCCACAUUCACACCUUCCAAUACAGAUCAAUGAUGCAUCUAGAACUUAAAUACCUGCAGGACUCGGCCUCCGAGCCGGGAUUUCAUCAGGGCUCAGUCUCUGAGAAAGGACCCACAUCCCAACUCAGGGCCAUGGCUGAAGAAGUACCCGUCCCCCAGCCCGAAGCUGCCUUCAAGAGCGAGCCUCCGGCGCCGCCGAGACCCGAACCGAAGCCCACCGGGCACCCGGCACCUAAGUCGAAACAGGACUCGACCUCUGAGCAAGGGCCUGUGAUCCCAGCGCAGCUCUAUCCCUUAUGGCAGAGAUGUAUCUCCCAGGACGAAGCCCCCUCACAGCAGCAACACCCCAGGGCCCAGCCAGAAGCCGGCUCGGAGAAGGGCGCCAUGCCCCAGCCUUCCCCAGGGCAGCCGCUUGUAACAGAGAAAGAAAGCGAAGGCCUGGGGAGCAGAACCAAGGAGGAGUUCCCUUCCAGCCACCACUACCUUCCCCAUAAGGUGAUGUCAGCGGCAGAGGGCAUCUUGGGCCACGAUGGGAAGCUGCAUAUCCAUCAGAGUGUUCACAGGGAUGGGGCCUCCCGCCUGACCCAUGGCAUGGACCUGAGAGCCAUGACGCAGUCGCUGGUGGUGCUCGCGGAGGACAAUGCCACCUACUUUGCCAGCCAGGGCCCCGGGGAGACGGCUCGCCGCCUCGCGGUCGCCUUCACCGGGAUCCGGGAGCAGGCCAUGGGGCUGGAGCCGGCCCUGGGCCAGCUGCUGGGCGUGGCCCACCUCUUUGACCUGGACCCCGAGACGCCGGCCAAUGGCUACCGCAGCCUGGUGCACACGGCGCGCUGCUGCCUCGCCCACCUGCUCCACAAGGCCCGCUACGUGGCCGGCAGCCGCAAGAGCAUCUUCUUCCGCGCCAGCCACAACCUGGCCGAGCUGGAGGCCUACCUGGCGGCCCUGACGCAGCUGCGCGCCCUGGCCUACUAUGCCCAGCGCCUGCUGGCCGCCAACCGGCCGGGCGGCCUCUUCUUCGAGGGCGACGGGGGACUCAGCGCCGACUUCCUCAGAGAGUACGGCACGCUGCACAAGGGCUGCUUCUAUGGCCGGUGCUUGGGCUUCCAGUUCACUCCGGCCAUCCGGCCUUUCCUGCAGACCAUCUCCAUCGGCCUGGUCUCCUUUGGGGAACACUACAAACGCAACGAGUCAGGGAUCGGUGAGUGCCCCCAGAGCUCCCGCGUGCCCCCACCCAGGCCCCCUCGUCUCCCUCUGCUCACCACUCUCUCCCCUCUUGUCCCCUCCCCUCCCCCCAACCUAAGCUGCACUGAGGGAGCCGUGCCCACCCAUGGGGUGGCCGCCAGCUCCCUCUUCACGGGGGGCCGCUUUGCCAUCGACCCGGAGCUGCGAGGGGCGGAGUUUGAGCGGAUCACUCAGAAUCUGGAUGUGCACUUCUGGAAGGCCUUCUGGAACGUGACGGAAAUCGAGGUCCUGUCGUCUCUGGCCAACAUGGUGUCUGCCACGGUGCGGGUGUGCCGGGCCCUCAGCUUGCCCCCGCACCCCUUCGAGAUACCCUUGGCCAGCAACCCCCAGCUCAACGUCACCAUCUCGCCGCCGGUGGCCCACACGGGCCCGGGCCCGGUGCUGGUGCGGCUCAUCUCCUACGAUCUCCGCGAGGGCCAGGACAGCGAGGAACUGAACAUCCUGGCCCGGGCCGAGGGCCCCCGGAACCUGGAGCUGCGGCCCCGCACCCACCACGCGCCGCGCUCCAAGUCCCUGGUCAUUCACAUUCACGGCGGCGGCUUCGUGGCGCAGACCUCCAAGUCCCACGAGCCCUACCUCAAGAGCUGGGCCCAGGAGCUGGGGGUCCCCAUCCUCUCCAUCGACUACUCCCUGGCCCCCGAAGCCCCCUUCCCCCGGGCCCUGGAGGAGUGCUUCUACGCCUACUGCUGGGCUCUCAAAAACUGUCGCCUCCUGGGCUCGACGGGGGAGCGGGUGUGCCUGGCUGGGGACAGCGCCGGCGGCAACCUCUGCUUCACUGUAUCCCUGCGGGCAGCGGCCUACGGUGUGAGGCUGCCUGACGGCAUCAUGGCUGCCUACCCAGCCACCAUGCUGCAGGCCUCGGCCUCGCCUUCGCGCCUCAUGAGUCUCAUGGACCCCCUGCUGCCGCUCAGCGUCCUCUCCAAGUGCCUCAGUGCUUACGCCGGCGUAGAGCCCGAGGUCCAGGAAGACCAAGAGCAGCAGGCCCUGGGCGUGAUGGGGCUAGUGAAGAGGGACACGGCCUUGCUGCUCCGCGACCUGCGCCUGGGGGCCUCCUCCUGGCUCAACACCUUCCUGGAGCUCGGGGGCCGGCGGGGCAUCGACGGCCCCCCGUCAGUGACAGAGACCAUGCGCCGGAGCGUGUCCGAGGCCGCCCUGCAGGAGACCUCCGACUUCUCCAAGGAAUCCGCCAAAAGCUUGACCCUCCAAGACCUGAGCCUGGUGGGGGGGCCCACCCCCCCGGGCCUGUCCUCCUCGGACGACACCCUGAACUCCCCCCCGGAGGUGAGCUUCUUCCUGCCCUCGUCCCCCGACGAAGAGGGCACGGAGGAGGACGAUGAGGAGGAGGGCCGGGACAAUCAGGACCACCUGGCCUCCACCUUCCCCGAAGGCUUCCAGCCCCGGCGCUCCAGCCAAGGCAGGGCCAACCUGUCCCUGCAGACGUCCCCCAUAGUCAAGAAUCCCUUCAUGUCCCCGCUGCUGGCCCACGACUCCAUGCUGCAGACCCUGCCCCCGGUGCACAUCGUGGCCUGUGCCCUGGACCCCAUGCUGGAUGACUCGGUGAUGUUCGCCCGCCGCCUCCGGGGGCUCGGGCGGCCCGUGAGCCUGCGCGUGGUGGAGGACCUGCCCCACGGCUUCCUGAGCCUGGCGGCCCUGUGCCGCGAGACCCGGCAGGCCACGGCGCUGUGCGUGGAGCGCAUCCGCCUCAUCCUCACGCCGGGCUCCGACAUGCAGACGGCGCCGGCGCCCAGCAAGACUCGCUGGCCCGAGCGGUCCCGGCCCAAGCACUCCCCGCCCGGCUCCACCGCCGGCUCGGUCCCGGGGCUGCGGAGCCCGGGCCUGAGCCAGCCCCAGCCCUCGCGCCACUCGGGCCUCGGCCCCGCCCGCUCCUGACUAAAGGCCUCGCGCUCUUUCUCGGUCCAUUUUGUUUUGCACUCUAGCCUCGGGGUGACCCCGUGGGGCGGGGGACCCCUGCCGCCCCCUCCGCGCUCGCACUCCUCCCCCCCGCGGGGGCUCAUGAGCCGGGAGCUGGGGGGCCCCACGGCCGCGCCACCGCCGGGCACUCGGUCCCGCCGGUCGCGCAGAAAGGUGCUUCGAGAUCCCACACGCUCAUCCUAGGAGGUGGGAAACCAGUGGCGUUGCAGGUGGACUGGCCGCCUGUGGGACCUUGCACAAGUCCCGUCCCCCAUGGGCUUCGGUUUCCCCCUCGGUAAAUUGAGAGAGUUGGGGCGGGGAGGGAGGGGCCAGGACUGGGCCCCCAGGGAAAAGGCGAGCGUUGGGACCGCGGGGUCCCCAGCCUUGCUCCUCAGGAAGUCCAGCUCCGCCCCAGUCUUGCCAGGGGUCCCCGGAACCAAAGGUUGUGAGAGUCCAUUGUACAGAUGAGGAAGUGGGGCAGAAGAGGAGGGGCCACCCGAGGUCCCCAGACCCGCCUCUGGGUCUCUCUCUCCCCACGUUAAUGGUUGGCGUUGCCACUGGGGGAGGGGGGAGUGCCUUAGGCUCACUGGGAAGGGAGGAGAGAGGGAGGGAGCUAAUUGUGGUGUCCUGUGCGCCCCCCCCCCAUGCUUUCCCCACUCCCUGUGAGCCCUGAAUGGGAGGGAGCUGCACAUCCCCCCCAGCCCCAGCCACUGCCUUCUCCGUUGCUGCUGCUCUGCUCCCCGUUUUGUAAAUAAACUGUGUGUGAAAUUCA
Antechinus flavipes (yellow-footed antechinus) is the source of this 5433-nucleotide messenger RNA. It is a transcript of the gene LIPE, whose product is annotated as lipase E, hormone sensitive type. Gene Ontology annotation, molecular function: triacylglycerol lipase activity; sterol ester esterase activity. Lineage: Eukaryota; Metazoa; Chordata; Mammalia; Dasyuromorphia; Dasyuridae. Gene Ontology annotation, cellular component: cytosol. The transcript is spliced from 10 exons. The coding region runs from base 198 to 4640 and encodes 1480 amino acids. The record is from RefSeq and is a predicted model, not a curated record. Gene Ontology annotation, biological process: cholesterol metabolic process; triglyceride catabolic process.